UGGGGAGAGGAGCAGCAGGAGCAGUCCGAGCAUUACUGCACUUUGAGGAGCGUAGCUGACUUGCUUUAUUUAAAGUAUAGUUAACUCUAGCCAUUCCUUUGGCUGUUUUAACACGGACCUUUAACACAGCUCAGUUACUUCACCGCUGUGUGAUGUUGUUUAAACAGCUGUAAUGAGUCGAGCUUAGCAGGCUGGGGGAGCUAACUCAGCUAGCAUGCUAGCACAUUAUCUAUAACGUUAGCCACAUGUUACAUUGAAGUUUCUGUCUAUAUAUAUGUUCUAUAUGUAUAUAGGGCAAUAUGGCACGUAGGAAAGAAGUAUUUCAAUCAAAAGUACUCCAGAAGCUUUACCCUGCAGCUGCCAAACCCAAACCGGAGAAGGAACCCAGCCCACCACGCAUUGUAGAUGCCCUAUCAAGAAAAACCUAUGUGAAAAGAAAAGCCUCUCAACAGGACACUGCCAAUGGAGACGCAGGGACGACACCGAGUGCAGCCAAUCCAGGCAGGCGGAUGUACACGGUUCUACCUCCUCCUGCGGGCGACAGGACAGACACAGAGAAAUCCGUCACACUCCCCCAGUUAGAAAGCAUAAAUAGUGCAGAGGACCCAGCUGAGGAGAGCGUCCAUGAUAACGACGAAGAAAUAGACCAAGAUAAAGAGGAAGAAGAACAGAAAAGAAAAAGGAAGAGAAGGAAAAGGAAACCAGUCCUCAGCCAAGACUCUGGGAAAGAUGGAGCAGCUCCGGUGAGCGAGUCCAGCACAGGUCAGCAUCAGACACCUGUGGAGGAUGAGGGAGGAGAGCGCAUUAGCAAGAACAAGAAGAGGAAGCUGAAAAAGAAACGGCACAAAGAGAAGCUGCUCGCCAUGGGUCUGAUGCCUCGGGCCACUGCCCUGGAGUUCACAUACCGAAAAGAUGGGGAGGAGGAAGAGGAGGAGGAGGAGGAGGAUAAUGAGAGGAGAGCUGCUGAGGUGUCAGACUUCCUCAGGAAAACAAUGGAAAUCUAUAUGUCAGAUUCCUCAUUGCGUGCAGACGAGCUUCCCCUCCUGUCUGGGACAGUGAAUGACCUUCUGAGCGGCAUAACCAGCGGGUGCCAGCCCACCUUUGUCCUGAAGCAGCUCUACAGUCUCAAGGCCUUUGUUCAGAAGCAACAGACAGACAAACUGCAAAAGGCACUGGAGGAGCUCUACAACACUUUUUCUAUGUCUGCAGAGGAAACCACUGCAGUCGUCUCAUUGUUCCAAUACUGGAUCACAGACAUUCUCCCCAUGCAACAAGACAAGAAGACCGAGCUUUCUACAAUGCACCCAUGAGACAGUGAGUCACACUGAAACACAGAGACUCUACUCAGGGAUUAUUUCUAUUCUAUACUUCUAUUAUCACUCAAGAAAGUUCCUGAAAUGUUCUACUCAUAAACUGCAUUUCACAAUGUUGAAUUUUACAUGAUGCUGCAUAAAAUAUUUUUUGUAUUAAAUAUUUUUUUUGCCAUUUGA
This is a messenger RNA of Sebastes umbrosus (honeycomb rockfish), 1490 nucleotides long. Its product is annotated as glutamate-rich protein 1. NCBI's taxonomy places the organism in Eukaryota, Metazoa, Chordata, Actinopteri, Perciformes, Sebastidae. Bases 300 to 1310 code for a protein of 336 amino acids. The transcript has 6 exons. The record is from RefSeq and is a predicted model, not a curated record.